Phycodurus eques (leafy seadragon) is the source of this 4186-nucleotide messenger RNA. RefSeq names its product VPS33B interacting protein, apical-basolateral polarity regulator, spe-39 homolog (gene vipas39). Gene Ontology annotation, cellular component: cytoplasm. Lineage: Eukaryota; Metazoa; Chordata; Actinopteri; Syngnathiformes; Syngnathidae. The record is from RefSeq and is a predicted model, not a curated record. Bases 181 to 1872 code for a protein of 563 amino acids. The transcript is spliced from 16 exons. Gene Ontology annotation, biological process: intracellular protein transport; vacuolar transport.
CUCCAUUUCCCAGCAGCCACCGCGGCCUCCGCACACCGGAAGCUGAGCGGCUGUCUUGCUUGGGCACUUUCGGAGAUCCCGAAACGCAAAUUGGCAAACGCGAGCGAACUUGCUCAUCGGUUGGCUUGUCGAGUUCCCAUUUUCCCAUUUUCCCAUUUUCCCAUUUUCCCAUUUUCGGAAAUGAUGAAGAGUCGAUCAGAUGAGGAAGAAUACUGGAACGCUUCCAAGUUUAAAGCGUUCACCUUCGACGAUGAAGACGACGAGCUGAGAGAAUCGAAAUCGGCGUUCGAGAGCCUCGCGCAACUGCCGGACGAGGGCGAGCGAGAUCACGUGGAGGAGGUCAGCUGGAGCGGCGAGCCCGUCGGAAGCAUCUCGCGGUCCGUCCGAGAGACGGCGGCGUCCGGUCCCAGGACGGAGGGAGAGGCCGCUUUCCCCGCCCGCUUCGACGCCGACCUCGCCAAGGUCAACUCGGGAUACUCCCUCAGCUCGCUCUUCAAAGGAAGGAGAGGCGCAAGUGUCGCGACGCUCGCUGACGUGUCGGGCGACCGGUCCGGCAGAACGGUCGCUCCGGAAAUCCGAAGACCCAAAAGUGAAAAAGAGGAUCUCGUUGGCGAUUGGUCGCCCCAAGAUGCCGUCAACAGGAUGCGGCAAGGGAAGCCGGUCCCUCUGGAGCGUUUCCGCCGCUUGCAGGACAAACUUCGCCUUCUGGAUCGUUCCGUGGACGCUCAGGACGGAAACGUCAUCACGGCCGUUUUAAUUUUCCUGAAGAAAAGUUUGAGCAAAGAGGUUCUGUUCGGCGAGCUGGCGUCGAGGCCGACGGCGCUGCGACAUCUUUUCGCCUACUUGAGCGAAAGCGGAGACGACGCGCUGCUGGCGGACCUCUACAGAGCUCUCGGACGCGUCGAGGAUGCGGCGCUGCUUCACUACAAAGAGCACCUGAGCAUCACGGAUGAAAAGAAGAAGCGGGACUUCCUCAAGAGCUGCCUCAGUCUGCAGUUUUCGCCUGAAGACCAGGUCCAGCUCCGAGACCAGGUCUCUCUGCUGGAGAGGCAGAUGCUCAUCGAGGCGACGGACCGACAGGCCGAACUCGGCGGGAAGGCGGAGAUCUUCCAGAAGUUUCCCCGAAGAGCUUCCAUCCUCCACAUGCCGCUCGUCACCACCUUGUACUACUGCUGCUUCUACCACUACGGCCAGCCCGAGGUCAGGUCAGCCCGUCCGCGCUCGAGUCGCGUCCGCAGGAAAGUGCCGACGUGUCGUUCUCGCGCCGGUCCGUCCGCAGGGGAGCUUCAGCAGCCCGCAGAACCUCCGGAACGGUUUCAAGAUCUCGGAGAAGCAGUUCUUCGUGACGGCGCUGAGCGCUCGGGCCAAGCAGAAGUCGUGGCGCGACGUGGACGCGCUGUUCGCCAGCCGCAGUUGGCUCGGCUUCACCAGGAAGAAAUCGCCGCUCGCCUUCCGAGUCGUCGUCGACAUCCUGCACAGAAACUCCGCCCCCGUGCACGUGCUGCAGGAGUACGUGGGCCUGGUGGACGACGCCGACGCCAGGAUGGCGCUGGCCCACAAGCACAAAUGUCACGACCUCGUCAUCGACACGUAUCGCGACUUCAAAGACCGACGGCUGUUGCUAGGAUACCGAGGGAAGGUGGAGGCGGGGUCGGCGGCCGAGAGGAAGAUCGACGACCUGCUCGACAGCUCGGUGAGGAAGACGAGGAGGAGUUGAGUGUGUCGGUCUUUGUUCAAAUGUUUUCUUCUUUCAGCAAAUCCGCUGGAAGAAUUGAUUGGCAACUCGUACUCCCGAGAGUCAACGGAGGUCCUCGGCCCGCGACCGAGCUUUCUGCACAUUCCGUGGACUUGGUUGCAAUAAAAAGGACUUGACACAAAAACCAUGUGAAUUUGUACAAAUCGAGCUGCCCAAGUCAGGAAGUUUGAGCCUGCGAAGAGCGACUCAUUCGUUUGGACAUGAAGAAUCCUGGAAUAUUUGAAUUCAUUUCCACCUUUUCCUUAACCUCUAUUUUAAAAAUGUAUUCGAGAAUAUGUAUCUCUAAUAGUUUGAUUCAUUGCCCCUCCUUCCAUUUGCUUCUGCUUAUCCGGGGGUCAGGUAAGCCCAGACUUCCCGCUCCCCAGCCACUUCCGGGGGGAAUCCCGAGGCGUUCCCGUGUCAUCCCCGGGGGCGGGGGUCUCCUCCCGGUGGGACGUGCCCGGAACACCUCACCGGCGAGGUGUCCGGGAGGCAUCCGAAUCGAAUGCCCGAGCCACCUCAUCCGACUCUGAGAUCCUCCCAGAUGACUGAGCCUCUCGCCCGUUCUGCCGCGGAGAAAACUCAUUUGGGCCACUUGUUCUUUCGGUCACGACCCGCAGCUCGAGACCGUAGGUGAGGGUAGGAACGGAGACGGACCGGUAAAUCGAGAAUCCUUCUUAACGCACGACAGACCGAUAAAUUCAGCAUCGCUUCAGAUGCCGCACCCAUCCGCCUGCUGAACUUCUCUCCUCACCCGCGAGAUACUUGAACUCCUCCACUCGGGGCAGGAUCUCCUCGACCCGGAGAGGGCACUCCAUCCUUUUCUGACCGAAGACCACGGUCUCGGAUUCGGAGGUGCUGAUUUUCACCUCAGCCGCCUCACACUCGGCUGCGACCCGCUCCAGUGAGAGUCGAAGACCACGGCUUGAUGAAGCCAACAGAACCACAUCGUCUGCAAAAAAAACAGACGUAAUGCUGAGGUCACCACGAAAGGUGACUCCUAGCAAUUGUCCAUAAAGGUAAUGAACAGAAUCGGUGACAGGGGCAGCCUUGGCGGAGUCCGACCCUCACCGGAAAUGAAUCAGACUCCCUGCCGGCAAUGCGUACCAAACUCUUGACACCGGUCGUAUGGGGACCAAACAGCCCGUAUUAGGGGGCCCUGUGCCUCGUACUCUCAGAGCACCGCCAACAAUCCGAGUCCACAAAGCACACGUAGACUGGUUGGGCAAACGCCGGUCCGCUGUUCCUGAAACUGAGAUUCGACGUCCCGACGAACCCUUCUCUCUAGAAGCCCUGAAUAGACUUUGCCAAGGAGGCUGAGGAGAGUGAUCCCUCUGUCGUGGGAACAGACCCUCCGGUUGGCCACCCCCAUCUACCAAUCCAGAGGCGCUGUCCCCGACAUCCACUGCCACCGAAAAGCUUUUCGGCAACCUCAACCCCAGAGAUAGGAAAACCCGCCCGCCUUUGAGUCCUCCGACUCUGCUUCCUCAUAGUUGAUGGCGUAUCCGUGGAAUCGUGGAUAUUCUCUCCACCGAUUCACAACAUCCCGAGUGGAGGUCAUCAGCGCCCCCAACCCCACUGAUGGUGCACUGCUCCCCCCCCCCCCGAGAGUUUUUGCCUCGGCGACCGCCGAAGCCGCCUGCCGGUCGGUACCCGUCGGGUCGGUUCAUUGUACUUUAAUUAUAGGGUGGCACGAGUGGUUAGCGCAUCCGCCUCGCAGGCUCGGAGGUCGGGGGUCGGGGGUUUGAAUCCGGGCUGCGGCCUCGCUGUGUGCAACUCCCAAAACUUGCCAGUUAGUUUCAUUGAAGAGUCCCAAAUUUGUCGAUGUUCACGCGAACGCCUGUCGAGAUCGGUUGGGAAUCAGUCCAGCGUGUGCCUCGCCUCUCGCCCAAAGUCAGCUGGCAUAGGACCAGUGACCCGAAUGAUUGGCACAAGAGAAAAUGGACGGAUGGAGCGUUAAUUCGAAUACAUUUAUUCGAAACGAAACCUGACUUGACGACAAAGUAUGCCCACCGUCAGGCCAUUGGGGGCCGGACGCCUACUCCGAUUGGCUCUGCUGUCUCCAGGCAGAACAAACGCUAGUUUCCAAUAGAAACCCGGCAGACGAAAAAGCGAGGGGUAACGAUCACUAUAAGCCGUCUCAUUGGUCGAUUGACCCGUCAAUCAAACAGCUCAGAGAGUCAGUAGAUUCUUUUAUUGUUUGUCAUCAUUACAAAAUUGUUUUUUUCUGAUGAUUCUGGGAAGAAAAUAAUUAAAACAGUAGUGUUUACCUGACCUGGGAGGGGCAAAGGUUAAGGGGCGGCACCCGGUGCAAGAGGGAGGAUAAACGACAACAAUGUGCAACUUCGAUACAGUGUUUGUUUCUUUCGUUCUUUGCGUACGCAAAAGUCGAACGGGAAAUGAUUUCAUGAGUACAAAUUAGUGAUCGACGCCCUCGUUUCUCGGGUCAAA